AUGCACGAACUGAUCAAGUGGACGUUGUUUUGUCUUCUUGUCUGCUGUCCCACUACAAAUGCCUGGUGGUUAGUUUGUUUUCUCUUUUUUGCCAGUGAUCAUUAGGAUUUCCUCAUCUGACAUGAUUUCGUUCGUUACUCUUGUGCUUUCAUUCAUUUCCAACAGUUUCUCAGCUUUCCCGUUCCCAGACAAAUCCGUCUGUUUGCAAACUGUUGCCCUCAUAAAGACGGGGUCGUCGUAGAGCGGUGAGAACUCGGUUCCAAAGGACCUUCUGCCAGCAGUGUAUCGUAAAAGUGUGUUGCGCGGAGGGCAUCUGAAUUGUUUGGCAACACACGCCAGUAAUCCUUCUGUCGACCGCCCGUACGGGACCAUUUACCCUCUUUUUGAUGAAAUUGCCGCCGCCGUUGCCGAUUUUAUGAGCAAUAAGCUAUAAAAUUGGGUGGAUGAGAAGGACGAAGGUCCGGCGGAAGCGACAAUCUGACUAAACGAGAAGGGGAAUCGGAGAAGCGUUGAUAAAAACUGAACGACAAUUACAGGCUGCUCUCAAAAGCGGACACUUCCUCUCCGAACUCGGCGAACUCGCCGAUUCUCUGCAAAAAUGUGCCCGGAUUGACGCCCCAACAGAAGCGAAUGUGCCACGAAAACCCGCACGUCAUCAAGUUUCUGGUAAGAACUUCAGAAAGAGCUGAACGAAAUCAAAUGGUUUUGCAGAUAUCUGGCCUCCGAAGCGCUCUGCACACUUGCGAGAACACUUUCCAGCGAGAAGCGUGGAAUUGCACACUGACAGUGCCCGGAAUAGGAACUUCGCCUCUUCAAAGUGCGUUUUCCGUUUAUGCAUUUCCGUCCAGAACACCUGCAUCUUUUGUUCCUACAAAUAUUUUUUUCAGUCGCCUCCCGUGAAUCAGCCUAUGUGUACGCGAUUUCGGCGGCCGGAGUGUCGCACGCCCUGGCUCGCGCCUGUUCAAAGGUAACCGAAUGACUCACUCGUCCCGAGAAUGGCGGCAUUGAUUGCCGUUCCCCUCUCUUUUUCUCUAACCUUUUCCCGUUCUUUUAGGGUCUAAUCGACGACUGCGGAUGCGGAGAAACACCUCAAGGGGGCGAUCAGGAAGCAUCCUCCCGCUCUCCGAGUGAUUUCGUUUGGGCUGGAUGCUCGGACAAUGUCAAGUUCGGAAACGCUUUCGGUCGCAAAUUUGUCGAUCAGUACGACAGACAGCACGCGACGGAGCCCCGUUCCCAGAUGAAUCUGCACAAUAACCGAGUCGGUCGUCGUCUUCUCGUCACUGCCAUGAACAGAGAGUGCAAGUGUCACGGAGUCUCUGGCAGUUGUGUGACCAAGACGUGCUGGAAGGUGAUGCCGAAGUUCGACGAGUUCGCCGUCCGCCUCUACGACAAGUACCAGCUGGCCAAGCAGGUGACGACGAGCGACAAGAAGCUGUUCGUCAGAAGCACUCCCGUGUCGAACGGAAGAACAGAACGACUUGCAAAGACGAUCGAUGCCUCUUCUAAGGUAAGUCCGAACCAAGGCCAGAACAUUUCUGAAAUGCCUGUUCAGCAAAUGCGCAACGAACUCGUUUAUUUGGAUCCAUCUCCUAAUUACUGCGCGAUCGACGUCAAGGACCGUGAAUGCGGAGACAACUGCGCGAACAUAUGCUGCGGCCGAGGCUGGAAAACGAGUCGCGAAAUCGUCGACGAGCCGUGCCACUGCCAGUUUGUGUGGUGCUGUGAAGUGAAGUGCAAGACAUGCAAGAAGCUGGUCGAACGAAACUUCUGUCUUUGA
Molecule: messenger RNA, 1777 nt
Organism: Caenorhabditis sp. 36 PRJEB53466
Lineage: Eukaryota; Metazoa; Nematoda; Chromadorea; Rhabditida; Rhabditidae
Source: the annotation of a GenBank genome assembly